Molecule: messenger RNA, 1859 nt
Organism: Dermatophagoides farinae (American house dust mite)
Lineage: Eukaryota; Metazoa; Arthropoda; Arachnida; Sarcoptiformes; Pyroglyphidae
Product: bifunctional purine biosynthesis protein ATIC
Biological process (GO): 'de novo' IMP biosynthetic process
Cellular component (GO): cytosol
Molecular function (GO): IMP cyclohydrolase activity; phosphoribosylaminoimidazolecarboxamide formyltransferase activity
Source: RefSeq, a predicted model, not a curated record
AAAAAAAAAAAAAAAGAAAUGUCUGGAGAAUUAGCUGUAUUAAGUGUAUCAAACAAAAAUGGUUUGAUUGAUUUUGCUAAAAAACUUCAUCAGGCUGGAUUAAAAUUGGUGGCAAGUGGUGGUACAGCCAAAGCAAUUCGUGAUGCAAGUAUGCCUGUGACGGAUGUAUCAGCUAUAACUGGUGCUCCAGAAAUGUUGGGUGGUCGUGUGAAAACAUUGCAUCCGGCUAUUCAUGGUGGUAUUUUGGCACGAAAAAUUGCUUCGGAUAUGCAAGAUAUGCAAAAACAAAACUAUCAAUAUAUUAGUGUUGUUGUAUGCAAUUUGUACCCAUUCGUUCAAACCAUUAGCCGUGAAGGAGUUUCGGUGGAAGAUGCUGUCGAACAAAUCGAUAUUGGUGGUGUUACAUUACUUCGAGCUGCUGCCAAAAAUUUUGCACGUGUCGCUAUUGUUUGCGAUCCAGCCGAUUAUCAAAUAGUUGGUGAUGAACUGUUGUCCAAUGGAUCGAUUUCAGAAGAAACACGUAAACGAUUGGCUAUAAAGGCUUUCAAUCAUACUGCCGAAUAUGACGAGGCCAUUUCGAAUUAUUUCCGCAAACAAUUCAGCAAUGGUAUCUCACAGCUUAAUCUUCGUUAUGGAAUGAAUCCGCAUCAAAAACCAGCUCAGAUAUACACAAUGCGUGACCGAUUACCAGUCACUGUUGUAAAUGGAGCUCCAGGUUUCAUUAACCUUUGCGAUGCUUUCAAUGCAUACCAAUUGGUACGAGAAUUAUAUCGAGCAUUGAAUAUGCCAGCAGCUGCAUCAUUCAAACACGUAAGUCCUGCUGGAGCUGCCGUAGCUGUUCCUUUGAGCCGUGAACAGCUUAAAGUCUGCAUGGUCGAUGAUAUCGCUAAUGAUUUGACACCAAUAUCUACCGCUUAUGCUCGUGCUCGUGGUGCCGAUCGAAUGUCAUCAUUUGGUGAUUUUGCUGCUUUAUCACAUAAAUGUGAUGCUACUACAGCUCGAAUCAUUUCGCGAGAAGUAUCUGAUGGUAUCAUUGCACCAGAUUACGAUGAAAAAGCAUUGGAAAUUUUGAGGAAAAAGAAAAAUGGUGCUUACUGUAUUCUGAAAAUGGAUCCUGAUUAUGAACCCAAAUUGACCGAAACAAGAACAUUGUUCGGUAUUUAUAUGGAACAGAGACGAAACGAUGCAGUCAUCGAUGAAAAUAUGUUUAGCGAUGAAAAAGUUAUCGUUAAAUCUGGAGAGCUUACUAAAGAGGCUCUUCGUGAUCUUAUCGUUGCUACGGUUGCUGUUAAAUAUACACAAUCCAACUCUGUAUGCUAUGCUCGUGAUGGUCAAGUUAUUGGUAUUGGUGCUGGCCAACAAUCACGAAUUCAUUGUACACGAUUGGCAGGAGAUAAAGCAGAAAAUUGGUGGCUUCGUCAACAUCCGAAAAUCAUAAAUGCUCAAUUCAAAAAAACGGUAAAACGAGCCGAAAUUUCUAAUCUUAUUGAUGCCUAUGUACUUGGAGUGGUUGGUACCGAAAUGGAUCAACAAACAUUCAACAAUUCAUUCGAAAAUCCACCAUCAUUAUUGACCGAGGCUGAACGAAAAGAAUGGAUAGGCAAAAUGAACAACGUAGCCAUCAGUUCAGAUGCCUUCUUUCCUUUCCGUGACAAUAUUGAUCGUGCUCGUCAAUCCGGUGUCAAAUAUAUAGCCAGUCCGGGUGGCUCAGUUGGUGAUAAAUCUGUCAUCGAAGCUUGUAAAGAACAUAAUUUGACAUUGAUACACACUAAUACUCGACUAUUUCAUCAUUAAGUUUUUUUUUAAUUUUAUUUCAACAAAAUAACAUGGAAAGAAUAAAAUAUAUGUAAUAAUAAUAA